UGGGAGGUCGUGUCGCCUCCACGACUGCGCAUCAACUGGACUGAACCCCACAGAACCAUGCAGUUAGAGAACAUCCUCCCAAGUUCCUUACCCAAAACUUUUUACAACCUCUCCACGUCGGACAGCGCCAGCACAAGUCCGAGACCAGCCUCCCAGCUUGACUACCAAGAGGUGGAGCGGGCGGAGUCAGAGUCCAGCGUCGGGGCAAAGAAGUACUUGAGCGGGACCGGGAUGCUGGCGGACACGGACGGGGACAGCUUCUCUAAAGCCGGGCCCGAUGGGAGGAAAGGCUCCCCGGUGCUCGGUGAGGACGAGCUGACGAGUCGGCGAUACAUUGAUGAACUUGGAGCUGAUCGGUAUUUCAUCACGUCCUCUCAGGCCAGCUCCGACAUGGCAAAUCCGUGCUCCAUCUUCCCGUACGCGGGCCAGACAGGCUCCGUGUACACCGGCUCCAGCAGCUCCAGGUACCCGGCCUCCCUUCACUAUGGAUCCGUCCUCCCUCCGGCUGGCUUCUCGUCGUCCUCAGUGUGCACCGGCCGGAGUCAGUUCAGCACCGGAGGGUAUCAGUUCAGCCAGGGACCGGGCUGUCUGUACCCGUCAUAUGCCGGGACAGGGACCGGGAUCGGCUCCAUGUCUCUGCCGGGCGCGGGCGUCGGAGCUCGGGCUCAGGUGUAUCUCUGCAACCGGCCUCUGUGGCUCAAGUUCCACCGUCACCAGACUGAGAUGAUCAUCACUAAGCAGGGCAGGCGGAUGUUCCCCUUCCUCAGUUUCAACAUCACGGGGCUGAACCUCACGGCCCACUACAACGUCUUUGUGGAAAUAGUUCUGGCGGAUCCGAACCACUGGCGCUUUCAAGGAGGGAAAUGGGUCACCUGCGGCAAAGCGGAUAAUAACAUGCAAGGAAACAAAAUGUACGUUCAUCCUGAAUCCCCAAACACCGGAGCUCACUGGAUGAGACAAGAAAUCUCUUUUGGCAAGUUGAAGCUCACAAACAACAAAGGAGCAAACAACAACAACACACAGAUGAUCGUCCUACAGUCCCUUCACAAGUACCAACCACGUCUCCACAUCGUUGAGGUGACAGAAGAUGGCGUGGAAGACAUGAGCAACGAGGCCCGGACCCAAACCUUCACCUUCCCAGAGAACCAGUUUAUAGCCGUCACGGCCUACCAGAACACAGAUAUCACACAGCUAAAGAUUGAUCACAACCCCUUUGCAAAAGGCUUCCGUGAUAAUUAUGACUCGAUGUACACGGCUCCAGAGAGUGACCGGUUGACACCAUCUCCCACAGACUCCCCUCGAUCCACACAAAUCGUUCCCGGCGCCCGCUACGCCAUGCAGCCUUUUUUUCAGGACCAGUUUGUCAACAACCUGCCUCAGAACCGCUUCUAUGCCAGUGAGCGGACCGUUCCUCAGACCAACAGCCUCCUCUCCCCGCAGAGCGAGGACACCUCUGCAGCUGCUACCGCCCAGCGCUGGUUCGUCCCCCCAGUUCAGCAGCCGGGCACCAACAAACUUGAUCUGUCCUACGAGAAUGACUAUUCCACUAGCAGCCUGCUGUCCUACGGCAUCAAGCCCUUAUCUCUACAGACGUCCCACGCCCUCAGCUACUAUCCAGACUCAGCCUUUGCCUCUAUGGCCGCAGGUUGGGGCACCAGAAGCUCCUAUCAGCGUAAGAUGACCACAGGUCUACCCUGGUCACCGCGCCCAAGUCCUCCAGCGUUCCCUGAGGACCAGCUCGGAGCAACAAAAGACAAAAUGCCAGAAGAGAGUGCCCCGCCAUCCUGGAUUGAGACAUCUCAGUCUCUGAAAUCAAUAGAGUCCACUGACUCGGGCGUCUACUCCAUGGUCUGCAAGAGACGCAGGAUGUCCCCGGGGGGCUCCAGCACAGAGAACUCUCCGACCAUCAAGUGUGAAGACUUGACCUCGGAGGAUUACAAGGACAACCCAAAAGGCAUGGGCUAUUAUGCAUUCUACACAAGCCCUUAAGACUGUAUUUAUUAAACUAAAUAUGACUCUUUUGUUUACUAUUGUGAUCACCUUUCCUUGAUAAUGUCUUUUCUCUCUUCUCUCUCAAGGUGCCAAAGCUUAGUGUCCCCCACUCCCCCAAGCAAGCUGCACAAGAACCCCCCCCCUCCCCCACAUGCCAACCCCUCACUAACCUGAGCAAAACCAUCCCUAGUACUUGUUUUCUUUCCCUACAAAAAAGCAUGUUUAUUUCAUGGAUUCAUUUUAAUCUGUAAAUAUGUUUUUAAAAAUGUGAAUUCCCUCCCUCCUCCCCAGCCAC
This is a messenger RNA of Synchiropus splendidus (mandarinfish), 2287 nucleotides long. It is a transcript of the gene eomesa, whose product is annotated as eomesodermin homolog a. Bases 58 to 1989 code for a protein of 643 amino acids. Gene Ontology annotation, biological process: CD8-positive, alpha-beta T cell differentiation involved in immune response; endodermal cell fate specification; positive regulation of DNA-templated transcription. The record is from RefSeq and is a predicted model, not a curated record. The transcript is spliced from 6 exons. Lineage: Eukaryota; Metazoa; Chordata; Actinopteri; Syngnathiformes; Callionymidae. Gene Ontology annotation, molecular function: DNA-binding transcription factor activity, RNA polymerase II-specific; RNA polymerase II cis-regulatory region sequence-specific DNA binding. Gene Ontology annotation, cellular component: nucleus.